AGGCCACAGAGCGAAUAGGACGGCCAGCCCUCGCCGUGCCCAUCACCAUGCGGCCUUGCCUUCCUUCCGACGGCCACAGCAUGCCUGGUCUUGCAGGGGUGCUACCGUUUCCUCUCGCAAAUGGCUUGCGUGUGAGGUGACCAACACGGCCUACAAGCCCCAACGUGUGAACAACCGGCCUCGGUCGUCCAGAAGGAUUCGUCGUACCGCACGCUGGAGCCGCUGGAGGCUUUGAGGCGUUCAGGCUCCCCAUCGACGUUCGAACGGUGUGAAGCAUGUCUUCACACAACUAUCUCGCGGUGCCUCCUCCGCCUCCCCCAGCGAACGCGCAAGGAUACGGGCAGCCGAUCUCCCCAGGCCGUGCCUCUGCCGUGCGACCGGGCAUUAUCACGCAAGGCGUUGCUUUUGCGCAGACCCAUGGCAAUCUGCACACUCCGGCGAGCGCGACCUCUUCAAGCCCGUUUACCCCGUUCGCGAACAACUUGUCGUCCCCGUAUGCGCCCUCGUCUGUAGGUAGCUCGCCGAUGGCUGCCCCGUACAACCCGCAGCAAUGGAGAGGCAACGGGAGGACUGGCGUGCAGUAUGCGCCCCAGCAGACGCAAAUGGCUAUCAAUCCAGUGCGGCAACAGGAUCUGUCGGGACAUGAGGAGGCCAUGCCGUCUCCUCCACCGCCGUACACGCCGGCCCGCGCCCCGAGCCAGAACAUCUCGCAAGCCUUGAGUUCGUCGCCAGGCCAUGCGUUCCCCCAGGGCCACCAUCCUCCUCCGCCAAUACCACAGACCGGUACGCCUUCGUCGGCGCGCGCAGCUCGAAGCUUCCACAACCGUCCUGUCUCGAUAGCCAUACCCUCGGGCUCUGCCGCAGCCCCGGGGAACACUCUGUUUGCGCCUCCACCAGUCGCACCUAGCAGGGAAAGGUCUUCGUCCCGGGGCCUGUCUACCAAGUUCAGUCUGUCGAACUUUCGCAACAGGAACGUUGACCACAGUCCUGCCCCGUCUGCUAUCGAAUCGCUGCACUCGAGCACGCACGAUGCGCUGCAGCGAGGCGACCCUGGGUCGUCGUCACAACGCAACUUCGCUCAGUACACACCCAGUCCACUCGACCGACGGUAUAUUCCUGACUCGCAAUCUCCCUUGCGACCACCGAAUGCACGCAGAGCAGCCUCGGCUGGCGUCCUCGGCCAUGGGACGGAAACGCGAACGCCUGUUGAUGAGAUACCGCCCAAUCUCCAAGCGAGCUGGGGACCAGGCAUGCCGUUGCCGCCACCGCCGCCAGGUCCCCCACCGACAGGCUCGAGGUCACAAAGCGUUGGGCCUGGAUAUGACUCGGACCGCCAGGCAGGUUAUCCCUCGGCUCCGCCGACACGCCGACCUGGUCAGACACCCCUUGGACCUAUUCCACCAACACCUAUGGGAUGGGAGGAAGAGUCAACCACAGUCACGGCAUCAGUCCCUCCCCCUCCUCCGGCUCCUGCAAGAUCACCAGCAGCUCACGGUCUGCAUGUCAAUACCAGCUUACAACGUCGCGAGUAUGUUGCAUCGCCUCCGGAAGCAGAGAGUGAGUCGACAGUAUCCGGGCCAUCGAUGACUUCACACUCUGGGUCAGGUAGCACGCUCUCAAGACCCAGACGUGAAGGCAGCGCUCGAGGGAGCAUUCGUGAACGCAGGGAAGAGAGCCGUGCUGCACGUGAGCGCCGCGCGGAGCCGAACAACAAUCCUUGGGCACACGACCUUGAGGUGUCUACAACGAGAGCAAAUGUUGAUUUGGCCUCGCCUGAAAGUGGACUAUCGCGGAGAGGUGCAAUCACGAGAAACACCCCACGAAGUGGAGGAGCGUUGCGAUCACCACGAAGCGCACAUUUGUACGAAGAUCCUGGGUCCGCCAGCUCCACACCGCGACUACUUGCCGGCCAACGGAAUGUGUCUGGCGCCGCACCCACGCCUCCUUUCUCGCCAGGUACGGAACACCUAUCUCAGAAACUCCCAGCAGCCUUUCCUGCCAAAGCUCUUCCCACACCUCCUCCACAUUCUGCUGAAGAUGGGAGAGGUCUGACAACUCCAUCAGGGGUCGCAAAUCGCUCGGUAUCGCAAACGUCACUGCACUCUGUCUUGACACCGCAUGACGCGUCGCUCCAAACUCCUAGACCAACAGAUCGAGAUGUGUUCGCCCAAGCGUCAAUCGAGCGACACCGUGCCUUCAUUGAGAAGGAGAUGCAUGCUGAAGAUGAUGAAGAACGACUUGAGCUCUUUGCUGAGUUCAUUGUUGCUGAAUCAAGAUUUCGACGAGAUCGCUACUCGAGCGCCUUCGACGCGAUUGGCGCAGGCGAAGUCAUGGACCUCACUAGGGAUCUGUGGCGUUCGAACAAAACAUCGGGGCGGAGAGCUGUCACUCCAAGUGCUCAAGUUACUCCUUCCUACGCAAGGAGCAUACAUCCUGGAUCCGUGUCGGGCGAGUCACCAGACACAAGGCCUUCUGACUCUAUGCCCACAACUGCUGCAAGCCCAGCAUCCUCCCUAGGCCAGUUCACACCGCACACCGAGCCCGCAUCGCCUUCCAGUGCAUCAAGCCAGCGUGCUCGUGAUGCUGCCUGGAAUAACAAUUUCCAUCCUUCGCUCUCACCGAUCCCCAGUAUGGCAAUGAGCACCAUCCCAGACGAAGAAGACUCGAGAGGACGGUCUGCAAGCCGAUGGUGGGAGAGCGAUGAUGGAUCACAGGGUAUUGGCGACAGGCGGCUAGAAAGAAGCAAACGCGAGUCGAAGUACAUGGGAUUGGUGAUGGAGACACAGGAGAGUUUCCACCAGGAUGGCCAGAACCAGCCCACACCAAAGCACUACCGAGCAAGCUCAAGUAGCAGACCUGCUGUUUAUAGGCCAGAUGAGUACCCGCCGGAGAAGGUUGGACUUCACGACGGCAAAGGAAAGCAGCCCGCGUCGUUCGAUUAUUUCCCUACACCGACUCCUCCAGCUAUCGAUCCGCACAAGCUCGAUGUGUCCAGGCUUGUUACAUUGCCGCCAUCAUACCCGCGUCAUCACCCUGCUGUCAAUAACAAUCACCCUGAUCUAGCCUCCAUCCGUAGUAGCCUACGGACGUUGACCAAUCUCAGUGAAUUGAAAACCACGAAGACCAACUUCGAAACGAAGACAGAAGCACGGAAGGAGUCUGAAAACGCGUCGCUGAACGACAGGCGAGCACACGUUAGAUACAACAUCCAAGAAAAUCUUCGAAACGGUCAGAUGACCUUCCAGGAUGCGGCGAAAGCUGACGCUGAUUUCGAAGCUCGAGAGCACCAGCGUGCACAGGACGUAGUUCAGAGUAUCUUCGACACCUUCCAAGCUGAAGUCGCGAACGUACUCCAUGCUAUGCUCUGCGAACGAGUCACCAAAGUGACAGCAUCGAUCGAACAUCUCAAGGGCCGAUUGUCCGAUGAGGCGCAGGAGCUGAAUCCCAACCAGACGCAAGAAGAGGGUGACGAGAAGCCAGAACUACUAGAGAUGCUUACGUUACUGAAAUGGCUGUUCGAGCUCCGCGAAGCGCUCCACAAGGAGCUCUUCGAACUCGAGAACGAGCGCAACGACCUCUACCGAGACAUAAUCGUUCUGCCCUACGUUCAAGCUAAGAAUGACCAGAAGGUCCAGGAAGCAACCGAUUUCUUCCGCCGCGAUGCGCAGGACCGCAAGGUCAGCGCUGAAAAGGAGAUUCUCAAGCGCUACGAAGAGUUUCUUGAUGUCAUCGAGCGCAAUGUAACACGUGGAGUUGAGACACAGCUCUCAGCCUUUUGGGACAUCGCGCCUGGCCUAUUGGCAAUUGUGCAGAAGGUGCCGCACCAACUUGACGGGUUUGGUGUUCUGAUCCCGGCGCAGGAGUACAGUGAGAACCCAGCGUACUACGACUUUCCGCUUCAGUACCUCUACACUCUCCUCGCGCACGCGGGUCGCUCUGCGUAUCAGUUCAUUGAGUCACAGAUCAAUUUGCUUUGUCUGCUGCACGAGGUCAAGACAGCUGUUAUGACCACAGGCUCGCGGCUCCUCGAGACGCAGAGGCUGCUGGAAGGCGAGGAUCUCGCCAGCGUCGACGCUGAGAUGAAAGCCAUCCGUGCCGAUGAAGAGCAGAGGCUGACCGAUGACCUCAAGGAGAAGGUCGCCCUUGUAGAGAGCCAGUGGGAUGAAGCUCUGGGGCAGGGACUGAAGCAGUGCAAGACAAAGGUUGUCGAUUUUCUCACUGAGCAAGGGGGCUGGGACGAUAGUUUGAGCGAGUGAGUGCGCCACAGCGCUUUCGUUCGUUGGGUUCUUUAUUGGAUUUGAGCACAGAUACCCAUCAUUUUCUGUUGUUUGUAAAGUUUGGGAAACGAUGCGUUUGCGUGGUAUCGAGUUACAUUGCUGUCUGAUUGCUAUCCUCUGUGACCAAGAACCCCACACCUCCACAUCACAAGUGAAUGUACGGUUGGUGCUGCAGGUUUUUAGGACUCCCUGUGCAGAACAUGUU
Boeremia exigua is the source of this 4482-nucleotide messenger RNA. RefSeq lists its product as uncharacterized. The record is from RefSeq and is a predicted model, not a curated record. The coding region runs from base 276 to 4256 and encodes 1326 amino acids. Lineage: Eukaryota; Fungi; Ascomycota; Dothideomycetes; Pleosporales; Didymellaceae. The transcript has a single exon.